CGCCGAUGAAUGUGGUUGCUUUCGUUCCCUGUCCCCGCCCACUCCCCCCUGAAGUCGGCAUUACCAUGCAUCCCGCUCUCCUCCCAAUUGCCUCCACAGAUCUGCCCCCGCCUCCCUCGCCCGCCUCUCCUUAUAUUGCGCAUGGCCGACACCACGAUGCCGACUGAGCAGCAAGACAGCCAGGAGCACGCACGCGACCCCAAUCAGUCUGAUCAGCAGCCACCCGCCGAAGACCCAUCUCUGCCCUCCGCCAUCGCUGCACCACACUUCGACCUGUCAGCGGCUGAACAGGCAGCAGGUGGGCUCUGCAGGCUGUGUCUGCAUUCAUGAGUGAAUGAAUGCUCUGUGGUUGUGGUGCGUGUUGUGUUGUGUUGUGUUGUGAUUGUCGACCACCAGAUGGUGUCGAGGCUCUCGAGUUGGCGGGAGUGCCUGCUGAGAUGGUCACUGCCGCAGUGCGUCGGUUCCCCGGUGUGAGGGAUCUGCAUGUGGAAGAUGAAGUGCUCGCCAGGCUCGACCAAUUCAACUUCCUCAUACAGGCAGGUGCACAGGCAGGCAGGCAGGGAGGUGAUAUCAAUGCGAUCCUUCUUGAUUUGUCUUUCCUCCUCCUCCCUGGGCACUGUGUGCGCCAGGACGGCGCCCUCACGGUUGAGCAGACACACCGGCUGAUAGCCAACCAGCCUUGGUGUCUGGAAAGGGCCAUCAAGUAACCAGCAGGCAGCUGAAGCAAGACGAUUCAUUCUUUGUGCAGGAUCUUGCAAUCCUCUGGCCUAUGCGUGCGUGACGACAUACAUGCAGGGUGGUGCACGAGUGCGAGGGCUACGUGGUGAUCGACAAGCCCGACAAUGUGAGGAUGGACGUGCCCCGCACCAAGAGCCACAAGUACGACCGGGAGCUCACCGUGGCCGACUGGUUCAAGAGGAGAUGCCCCUCGAGUGAUAAAGUCAGGCCCUGCCACCAACUCGGUAGGCAGACCACCCCACCACACGCAAUGCAUUGACGGCAACCGUUCCUUCCUUGUGCUGUCUGUCGUCAGAUCAUGCCACAUCUGGUGUGUUGGUGAUGGGCAAGACGAAGGAGGCAACGGGCAGAUGCGCUGUCCUCUUCAGCCAGAGGAAGGCCCGCAAACAGUACCUGGUACAUACAGCAAGCAGACCGACAAUCAAUGCGUCCACCCCACCCUGACUCAUCCUUCUGUCUGUAGGCCCUUGUGUACGGCCACCCGAGCUGGGACGAGACGACCGUCGAUGCGGCCAUAGAGGAGGACCCCAACCAUGAGUUCAACAUGCAGGUAGAGUAGACCAACAGAGCCACUUACGACGAGGAAAGUCAGAGAGACCACCUGAUACGAUACGACGUUUCCUUUGUAUGCAGAUUUCUGAGAGCGGCAAGCCGUCUCAGACGGCCGUGAAAGUGCUCCAACGGUCCCAUCUGGCCCUGGAGGGUCCACUGAAGGGCACCCCGGUGGCGAAGCUGCUUCUCAUCCCAGCCACCGGUCAGACAGACAGCGGCUCCUCUACUCUGCAGCACUCACACAUUUGCCGUGUGUGUGUGUGUGUGUUGUGCUGCGGUGUGUUGUGUUGUGUUGUGUUGUGUUAUGCAGGUCGACGUCACCAGCUGCGGCUGCACUGUCGGCAUGUGGGCCAUCCCAUCGUUGGCGACUACCAAUACUCGGCAUACGGCAGGGGCCACGAGCCGCCGUCCUACAGGAUGUGCCUACACGCCUACCGGCUGGAGCUGCCCUUCGACGACGACGGCGAAGGGCAGCCUCUCGUGCUGGAGGCGCCCGACCCUUUCCACACACACGUGUUCCUUGAAGACUGAUGAAUGAAUGAAUGGGUGGCUUGUCAAGCCGUUUCGGCAGCGGUUAGUUGUGGCUCCACGCUGGUGGUGGGUUUGUGUCUUGGUCUUGUGUUUGUC
Vitrella brassicaformis is the source of this 1917-nucleotide messenger RNA. Lineage: Eukaryota; Vitrellaceae. The record is from the annotation of a GenBank genome assembly.